This is a messenger RNA of Gastrolobium bilobum, 724 nucleotides long. Its product is annotated as diphthamide biosynthesis protein 3-like. The transcript is spliced from 2 exons. Gene Ontology annotation, biological process: tRNA wobble uridine modification; protein histidyl modification to diphthamide. Gene Ontology annotation, molecular function: metal ion binding. Gene Ontology annotation, cellular component: nucleus; cytosol. Bases 155 to 415 code for a protein of 86 amino acids. Lineage: Eukaryota; Viridiplantae; Streptophyta; Magnoliopsida; Fabales; Fabaceae. The record is from RefSeq and is a predicted model, not a curated record.
UCCUUUCGCCGCAGGGAAUAAAUUGAAAAACAAAACAGAAUCAUAUUAAAGGAAGGGAAGUAGAGAACCCCUCUGUUGUUGUUAAGUGUUAACCCCUCUUAUUAAAAUUUUCCGUCUUCGUCUUGUUGUUACUGAAGAACGCGGCGGGAAAACGAUGUCGUACGACGACGUGGAGAUCGAGGACAUGGAGUGGAACGAGGAGUUGCAGUCGUACACGUAUCCGUGUCCAUGCGGUGACCUCUUCCAGAUCACGAAGGAAGACCUCAAGCUCGGCGAGGAGAUCGCUCGUUGCCCUAGCUGCUCCCUCUACAUCACCGUUAUCUACAACAUCGAAGAUUUCCUCGCCGAUUCCGAUCAAAAUCGAAGAAACAAGCCUCUCGAGCCCUCCAAGCAACAAACCGUCACAGUUGCUUGAAUCUCAGAUGUCCUGAAAUGGAGGCAGCAAUAGGUUUUGUCGCGGCUUUGAUUUAUCAUAGCAUCGCAUAUCUUGUUUUGCAGAUAGGAAUUCUUGGUAUUUUAGAUGAAAAAGGGAGAAUGAAUAAUACGAGAGAUUAUGGUACAACAAGAAUAUACUAUUAUUUGUAAGAUAAUUGUUAUUUAUGGAAGGGUAAAAGGGAACCAAGAAUUUUGUAAUUGACCUCAGUUGAACUUUGAUAUGAUAUCAUAUCGCUUAUCUUGUCCUUUUAAACUUCAUAAUAUCACUCGCUCAUUUACAGAAUUAUAG